AUGGGAAUGGUGGAAAGCACUGCUGAUUCUGACAGCAUCAAAAAUCAGCCAGUAGAGUCUAAAAAAAAAAAGGGUUCAUAUCUCAGUAAGGUUUCCAAGCCAUUUAAUGCUACAGAGCGUUAUAUCAAAGACCACUCAACAAUCUUAAAGUACAUCGUGCUUGGCAUUAUCGGAGCAGGAUAUGUGGCAUACUUCAUUGCUGCCUGUGUACUGGAUUUCCAUAGGGCCACUGCUCUCGUGGUCCUUACUUGUUUGGCAGUUGCUGCCGUGUUGUACGAGAUGGUGAAGAAGCAUAAGGGGAAAAGCAUCAGUCGGUCUUUCAAACCCGCAGUUCGAUGCUUCAAAUCCAACCUGAAAUGGCUAAAAUGGGUCUUCAUCCUAGCAGUCCUGGCCCUGCUUGUGGUGUGGCUUGUUUUAGACACACGGAAACGUCCUGAGCAGCUUAUCUCAUUCGGAGGUGUGUGCAUGUUUAUCGUGCUUUUAUUCCUCUUCUCAGCUCACAGGUCAAUGAUCAAAUGGAGGCCAGUUUUUUGGGGUCUUGGAAUCCAGUUCUGCAUUGGACUGUUUGUUAUAAGAACACAACCAGGUUUAGUAGCCUUUGACUGGCUUGGAAAACAAGUGCAGAUAUUCCUUGAUUACACCAAAGAAGGAUCAGGGUUUGUUUUCGGUGACCUGAUUAACGACAUUUUUGCCUUUCAAGCUUUGCCCAUCGUUGUGUUUUUCAGCAGCGUUAUGUCUGUCCUUUACUUUCUGGGAGCGAUGCAGUGGCUAAUUUUAAAGAUCUCAUGGCUUAUGCAGAUAACACUCGGGACCUCGCCCACUGAGACAUUAAGCGUGGCAGGGAACAUAUUUGUUGGCCAGACUGAAGCUCCGCUACUUAUUCGCCCCUAUUUGAAGGAUAUGACCAAAUCAGAGAUCCAUGCUGUUAUGACUGGUGGAUUUGCAACCAUAGCAGGCAGCGUCAUGGGAGCGUUCAUCUCAUUUGGGAUUGAUGCAUCUUCCUUGAUAUCAGCCUCUGUGAUGGCUGCUCCCUGUGCUUUGGCCAUAUCUAAGCUGUCUUAUCCUGAGACAGAAGAGAGUCACUUUAAUUCAGAUGAGAAGAUCAAAGUGGCUGCUGGCGACGAACAGAACAUUUUGGAAGCUAUUAGCAGCGGUGCAUCUUCAUCAAUAGGCCUUGUUGCCAACAUUGCUGCUAAUUUAAUAGCAUUUCUUGCCAUUCUGGGCUUCAUAAAUAGUGCUUUGAGUUGGCUUGGAGGUAUGGUGGGAUAUCCUCAAAUCACCUUUGAGUUAAUUUGCUCGUAUGUGUUCAUGCCCAUCACCUUUAUGAUGGGAAUACCAUAUGAGGAGAGUUUCACUGUGGCUGAGCUCAUUGGGACGAAGCUCUUCCUCAAUGAGUUUGUUGCUUAUCAGAAGCUCUCUGAGCUGAAGAACAACAGACUCGAAGGAUUUGAUGAAGUUGUCGGAGGUGAAAGACAGUGGAUAUCUGUCAGAUCAGAAAUAAUUACAACUUAUGCUCUCUGUGGGUUUGCCAAUUUUAGCUCACUCGGGAUUGUAAUUGGAGGCCUAUCCGCCAUAUGCCCAUCAAGAAGAGGUGACAUCUCAUCUCUGGUGCUGAGAGCCAUGAUUACUGGAACAUGUGUGUCUCUAGUCAAUGCUUGCAUUGCAGGUCUCCUCUUCCUUCCACCACUCGACUGUGUGGAGGUGUUUAAAACAUCUUCCUUCGAUGCAGCAGAUGGAAAUAUUCAAAAAUGCUGCCAAGACUUGUUUCAGAGCACCGUAAUCAAUGGGACCGUUGGGUUUAAAGAUCCAUGGAAUAGUGUUCAAAAUGUCACUUUAUUUUUUUCAAAAUGUUGCCAGUGUUGUGGCCUUUCUAAUGUAGAUGUUUGCUAGUAGAGAAGACCAUUGUAAAGAAAAACCCUCGAGAGGUUUGCAUUUACAGCCAUUCAAAGCUGCUAAAAUUCUUUUAACAAUAAACAUGGCUGAAUCUUAGUUAGUGCUACAUACAGCUAAAUGAGCACUUCUAAUUUAAAUAUUUUGCCAAAAAUGAUCAAAACUUUUUUUUUGGUGUGUCUGCACUAUGCAGGCUCAUACUGAUUUCACUCAAGCAGAUGUUUUCUUUUUGAAAUGUUCAGUUAUU
Messenger RNA from Cyprinodon variegatus (sheepshead minnow), 2137 nucleotides. RefSeq names its product sodium/nucleoside cotransporter 2-like (gene slc28a1). Gene Ontology annotation, biological process: nucleoside transmembrane transport. Bases 1 to 1890 code for a protein of 629 amino acids. The transcript is spliced from 17 exons. Gene Ontology annotation, cellular component: membrane. NCBI's taxonomy places the organism in Eukaryota, Metazoa, Chordata, Actinopteri, Cyprinodontiformes, Cyprinodontidae. Gene Ontology annotation, molecular function: nucleoside:sodium symporter activity. The record is from RefSeq and is a predicted model, not a curated record.